AUGUUCUUAAACAUUUACCAUCUGCUUCUCACCAGUGGAAAACAAACAAUCCCCCAAGAGAUAAGCUUAGCAUUCCCGUGGAUCCUAUGGAAGCUUUGGAAGGCUCGUAAUAGCCUGAUCUUCAAGAAUGUCAGAAUGGAACCACAAGAGAUUGUGUCAAAAGCUCUGGAUGAGGCGGAUGGAUGGUUACGUAUCAACGGUAUAUUAAAGGAUGAUUCCACUGAGGUUUUAUGGCACACAGAUAUACAAUGUCUAUGGCAAAAACCCCUCGUCAAUAUACUUAAAUGCAAUAUCGGAGCUUCCUGGGUUUUACCAAAUAGAAACUAUGGAGUAGCAUGGCUUGUCAGAGAUCACCAAGGUGAAGCCGUAUUUCACAGUAGACGAGCUUAUUCGGCUAUCACGACACAAGGCGAAGCAGAGCUACUGAGUCUACUAUGGGCCGUUGAAUCCUUGGCUGCUAUGAAACAGAAAAACAUUGCCUUCGAAAUUUGGAGUUUGAACUACAUCCCUAAGGAAGGUAAUCGUGCAGCAGAUGCGAUAGCUCUCAGUGUCACCAGAGAUCAUAGGUACCAAUCUUAUAUCUCCCAAUCUGGUCCUUUCUGGCUAAACUCUCUCUUGAUAGAAGAAGCAAAAGGGAACGUGUGA
Molecule: messenger RNA, 645 nt
Organism: Thlaspi arvense
Lineage: Eukaryota; Viridiplantae; Streptophyta; Magnoliopsida; Brassicales; Brassicaceae
Source: the annotation of a GenBank genome assembly